Lampris incognitus (smalleye Pacific opah) is the source of this 4238-nucleotide messenger RNA. It is a transcript of the gene tmem87a, whose product is annotated as Transmembrane protein 87A-like. Lineage: Eukaryota; Metazoa; Chordata; Actinopteri; Lampriformes; Lampridae. Gene Ontology annotation, biological process: retrograde transport, endosome to Golgi. Gene Ontology annotation, cellular component: membrane; Golgi apparatus. The coding region runs from base 42 to 1832 and encodes 596 amino acids. The transcript is spliced from 21 exons. The record is from RefSeq and is a predicted model, not a curated record.
UCGCGGUCGCCGUGGCCGCUCAGCUGCUUCCGGGGGGAGAAAUGGCGAGCGCCGCGGGCUCGGGACGGUGGUCCCUGGUCCUGUUGGUUCUGGCGGGGUUCGCCGCGCGGUCGGACGCCGUGUCGGAGCCGGGCAAGUGGAUCCUGAACGUGGACGGCGACAUCCUGAAGAGGCAGCCGUUUUUCCUUUUCACCAAGACUCUGUUCAACAACACCUACAUUAGAAUGACACUUCUGUCAGAGAACUGUGAUGCUGCAGUUCAGCUCAACGUCUCCUGGUACCUGCGAAACUCCCACUGUUACGACGAAGUCUUCGGGUUAGAUCCAUCGUCGGCAGGAAGUUACUUCAGGCUGACGACGGUCAAACCGCAGGGAGGAAGUGGAUACUUUGUUUAUCACCAGUACCCUCUGGUCACCUGCCAGACCAGCAUCAACCCGCACACGUUCAGCGUGGAUGUGUUUGAUCAGCCCAUCAGGCUCACGGAGACAACACUGCCUGAGGCCAUCACAGAUAAGCCUCCAAGCAGGAGGAGGAGAGAAGGGGAGCCUCCUCAACCCAAGGCUGCUGCUGUUGAGAAGAAGCAGGCAUUGGAUUCUAAUGCGUCAGUCGUUUCGGAGAAGGUUGUUUCUAAAGAGGCAGUGAAGCAGCCUCACUUUGAUGCGGUGGGGAAGAGUUGGGAGGAUGGACCCUACAUGUUCAUCCUUCACAUCAGAGAGUUGAGGGACAGGAACCGAGCCCCGGACCCUGGGGCCAACAACCCCACGCCCUGGAGCUUACAACUUCAAAUCAGCAUGCAGGGUCCCCAUGACUACAUAUCUGCCUCCAAAUGGCCGCUGAUGGUGUUCUACAUGGUGAUGUGUAUUGUGUACAUCCUGAUGGCGGUCCUGUGGUUGGUUCUGUUGGCCUGUUAUUGGCGAGAUCUGUUGAGGAUCCAGUUCUGGAUCGGAGGCGUGAUUUUCCUGGGCAUGUUGGAAAAAGCCGUGUACUACGCGGAGUUUCAGAGCAUUCGAUAUGACGGACUUUCAGUCCAGGGGGCGGUAGUGUUUGCAGAGGUGCUGUCUGCAGUUAAGCGAACCCUGGCCAGGGUGCUGGUGAUCAUCGCUAGUCUGGGAUACGGCAUCGUCAAGCCCAGACUAGGUGCGUUGCUCCACAGAGUGGUGGGCGUUGGUCUUCUCUACCUGAUCUUCUCCAUCGUAGAGGGAGUCCUACGGGUCCAUGCUGAUCUUGGUGAUAACACCAGCAGCAGACUGCUGUGUGACUUGGUGCUGGCCUUCACCGACUCCUGUGUCGUCUGGUGGAUCUUUGUGAGUCUGGCGCAGACCAUGAAGCUUCUACGACUGCGGAGGAAUGUGGUGAAGCUUUCCCUCUACCAGCACUUCACCAACACACUCAUCUUCGCUGUCAUAGCAUCAGUCAUCUUCAUCAUCUGGACCACAAAGACCUUCAAGAUGACCAAAUGCCAAUCUGACUGGAGGGAGCUGUGGAUUGAUGAUGCUUUCUGGCGUUUCCUGUUCUCCACUAUUCUACUGGUCAUUAUGUUCCUAUGGCGACCGUCGGCCAAUAACCAGAGGUAUGCGUUCAGCCCUCUAGUGGACGAAGAGAGCGAUGAAGAGGAGAAGGAACCCAUGAUGAAUGAAGCAUUUGAGGGGAUGAAGAUGAGGGGCAUGAAGAAUGAGACCAACGGUACAGCCAAACCUAACAAAGUGGAUGAGGAUCUGAAGUGGGUGGAGGAGAAUAUCCCCUCAUCCAUGGCAGAUGUGGCCCUGCCUCCUCUUCUGGACUCUGAUGAGGAAACCAUGACCACCAAGUUUGAGAUGUCCAAGAUGGAGUAGGAGGAGAAGGGGGAACAGAUGGAGGGAUUCUGACAGAAGAGGACAACACGUCUGUGAAGAUUUCAGUGCAGGAAAUGGAUGGAUGGACGGAAUCAGCCGUGGAGGACCUGUGUGUCAGAGAAGACGGACAAACUGAUGGACAGUUAAAGGGCAGGGAUGAGUUAAUGCAGAGAAGAGCGAGUGAAUGUGGACCUACAGGAGUGAUGGAUGGAUAGAGGCAACAUGGAGAAGAAAGGAUGUAUACCUUGAUUGGGUUUUUUUGUUUUGUUUUAAUUAACCAGCCAAGUGUGUGUGUCUAAGCAAAACAAACAAGCUUUGACCCCUGACCUUAGGAGCUUCGUAAGCCUUGUUUGUACAAAUCAGUGACAGCAGCAACUAGGUCCUCUCUCGCCAUGUGGUUUUGUUGAUACUUUGUACAUCAGGUGGUUUCUCAGUGGCGUCGUUUGAGACUGACUCACAGCGGCUUUCUUAGUUUACAUGUCGAAAUGUGAUGAAACUUUGCGUCUGGUUUUAUUUUUUCCGUUUGGCGGUCAGGUAGGACCUCCUUGUUGCUCCUUCGGUGUGAUUUCGUUUCAUUUUCCUUCCCUCAGACGCGCUGAAAUGUGAGCGGCGGAAGUGUUUUUUCUUUCUUCUCUUAAUGUCCUGCUUGUUUUGUACUCGUGCAGCCUCGGAAUCACUUCUGCUCGGAGGUCCUUUGUCUCCCAGCAAGCUCGACACCAACGGAAGUCUCGACCGACGUCUCGUGCUUAUGCCCCGUUUGAAGCCUUCUGUUGUCUCCACGGUAACCAGAGGCUGUCCGACAUGGCCGCCGUCAGGGCGUUGUGAAUCCGCUCUGUGGCGACGGUCACCACGCGGAGGAGAUGCCUCCACCGCCCUGUCAGAAGACUUCUGCCAGAGGCGCUUCCUCACCGCUGAGUUGCGUCUUUGGCCCCACAACCAUUCCAGUUUUAGUCGGUGGCACUAAAACCAUGUCGUCCUUCGUAACGUCCUUUUUCUGAUUUAUUGCUAAUGAUCCGCGCUGUUCCACCUGUCCUCCUGCACGGCGGCUCGGCCACACUCCUCUUGUCCCUUCACAGAAGCCGUCGAUGUUCUCUGAGACUCGUUUGUGGAAGAACCAACUUCCACGAAGGCCAAACAACAAUGUGGCGCAGUGGUUAGCGCGGUUGUCUCAGCAAGAAGGUCCUGGGUUCGAGCCCCGGGGUGGUCCAACCUUGGGGGUCGCCCCGGGUCGUCCCGUGUGUGGAGUUUGCAUGCUCUCCCUGUGUCUGCGUGGGUUCCCUCCGGGGGCUCCGGUUUCCUCCCACAGUCCAAAGACCUGUAGGUCAGGUGACUCGGCCUUACUAUUAAAUUGCCCCUCGGUAUGAAUGUGUGUAUGUGUGUGUGUGAUGGCCUGGUGGCCUGUCCAGGGUGCCUCCCCACCCGCUGCCCAAUGACUGCUGGGAUAGGCUCCAGCAUCCCCGCCACUCCAACAGCAGGAUAAGCGGUUCGGAUAGUGGAUGGAUGGAAUCUGUUGUUCACAUUACAGGGGGGAAAAGGCUCUAAAAUCUCCUCGAGUAGUCAAGAACACCCGUAUAGUAGCCCGAUAGUCUCACACACACACACACUGACACACAACACACACAGGUAAAAAGGACUAUCAUCCACAUAUAGCGCAAAUUACUCAAUACACUCUUUGUUAAGAUUAGAUGUGUGUCUGUAGUUGCUUGCAGGUAUCUCUGUGUGUGUGUGGCAUCUAUAGUGACUCGUGCAGAUGAAGCGUCCCAUGCACUAUCCUUACCGCCUCUCAGCCAAUCAGACGUCAGCGACAAGCCUCUGAUGCCGUCCCUGUUUAACACUUUGACCCCCGGGGGUCACGGCCGCGCCUCCACGAGACAGGACGAACACCAGGGGUGGGUUGGGUUUCUUUUGUGCGUGUGGUCUUUUUGCAGUUGGUUUGAACUAAAGGACGCGUGGGACCCCCGUCUGUUACCGACCGGGCAGAAACACGUGUUCUGCCGAUGGAAAACCUUCCAGCGGGCCGUGGUCCUGAUCACUGAACCGUUAUGACGUCAUCCAGGGUUCCUCAUUAGGAAAAGAGGAACCCAUCUGGAAUAAUGAGUGUAAGAAACGCCAUCAGAGUAGCCGUUCCUGUCCGGGGAACGGGCUCUGGGUUUCCUGUUUACCAAAGACUUAAGUUAGCUGACUUUUAAAACAAGUCGUUCCUGUUUGAUUUUGUGCAAUGGAUUGUUUUUGUUGGGAGUCGCGUUUUGUUUCUCCUCCUCCAGACUGAACGUGUUUGAUUUCCACUGCGGCUUCACGCCACUUUGCUUCCGUUCUGCAGAAAGACGGCGAGGCGAAGGCGUGUCGUUUGGGUUGUAAAUAAAUAAACAGUUGAUAAUAAAAAGGAAAGAGUUGAUUACAACCUCA